CCACUAUUUGGUGCAGUGCCACUUGGCGGUGAAACGUUUCACGUAUCACUGAGCGUCGAAUACUGUCCCAACGGCCCACUGAUAAGCCCUGUAUCGAUCGGCCGAGCGGCAUAAACAGCGUUUGCUCCGCUCUCUUUUUGGUCGGUUUGUCGAGCUCGCCGGUGGGUUAUCUUUCGCCGACCGGUAAUGUCCGUCCAACCGCCGUCGCAGUCGUAAGUUACCUGAGCCACAUCUCUGCGGGCCUGUACGAAAAUGGUCAAGACGUUCAUCGGUUGGAUUUGGAGGAAAUUGUGGUGGGCGUGGUAUCUGGCCAUUAUUUUGGUUGUGUGCUACACCAGGGAAUGUUUGCGGAAAAAAGCCAUCUGGGACGUAGUGGCAGUUUUUAUGGAUUCAUUGACACCAAAAUUUUACAUUGCUCUUACAGCAACUUCAUCAUUCAUCUCAGCUUUAAUAAUGAUUUUGGAAUGGAUAUAUUUCCAAAAGUAUGGAGUAUCAUUUAUUGAACAGUUUUCACUCAAUUAUAUUAGUCCAUGGAUUGGUGGAGGUAACGAUAAUAAUCAACAAGUACCAGAAUGUAAAGUAUGGAGGAAUCCAUUAGGACUUUUUCGCGGUGCAGAAUAUUCAAGAUACCACAAUGUUACCAAACGAGAACCUUUGACAUUUUACGAUAUGAAUUUAUCAGCUCAAGAUCAUCAGGCAUUUUUCAUUUGUGAUGCAGAUAAUGGAAAACCAGAUUACGAAAUAAUGCAAGCCGCAUGGAGAGAAAGGGUACCUGCUGCCAGAGUGAAAGCUGCACAUUUGGCUUUAGAAAAAAAUGCUGACUGUGUCACAGCUCUUAUCAUGUUAGCUGAAGAAGAAGCGCCAACUAUGUUAAAAGUAGAAAAAAUUUUACGUAAAGCUUUAAAACUAGCUGAAGCUAACUACAAAAAAACACAAAAAUCUCAUCAUCUGGAUUCUAAUAUUGAAAUGCAACACAGACGAGAUCUAAAUGUUUUGAUAUAUAUCAAAAGACGUAUAGCUAUGUGUUGUAGGAAACUAAGAAAGUUAAAAGAAGCUGUGAAAAUGUUUAGAGACUUAAGCAAGGAAAUGCCUCCGAUUAUGAACAUACUUAAUGUUCACGAAAACUUAAUAGAAGUACUAUUAGAAACGCAGUCAUAUGCCGAUGUACAAUCGGUACUAGCCAAAUACGAUGAUAUAAAUCUACCUAAAUCGGCGGUCAUCUGUUAUACUUCUGCAUUGUUAAAAAUCCGUGUUAUCGCUGACAAAUAUAAUGUAGGAAAUACAUUGAAAAAAGGACUUACCCAAGCAGAAGAAGUGGCACUUGAAGCUAUUCAUCGAGCUGUGGAAUUUAAUCCACAUGUUCCAAAAUAUUUACUGGAAAUGAAAUCAUACAUUUUCCCUCCUGAACACAUACUAAAAAGAGGAGAUUCGGAAGCUGUGGCGUACGCAUUUUUUCACUUAGCACACUGGAAACGGGUAAAAGGAGCAUUGGCCGUGCUUAGUGUAACAUGGGAAAGUGCAUUUAACCAAAUUCCCUACCCUUUAGAAAAAGGAUAUUUGUUCCAUCCCUAUCCCACAUGUACUGAAUUGGCCGACAGAGAGCUACUGCCAACUUAUCAUAAAGUAAGCGUUUUUCCAAAAAAGGAUUUGCCAUUCUUUAUUCAUUUUACGGCUGGACUAAGUUCCUUUUCAGCAUUACUCGCUCUGCUGAUAUAUCUCCAUCCACAGUUCACAGGAAAUCUUGUUUAUAUUAUAUGCAUGUGGAUUAUAGUACCAGUAAACUAUUGUCUUGAUCGUUUGGAGACAAUGCUUCCAAAUAAUGUAAUGGAUAUUCUCUCGAACAUUUGAUCUGGUUUAUACUUAGAGUAAAUUAUUCUUUAUUUCUUUGUAAAUAUAAUAUGUAUAAUGUGUGUGUGUAUAUAUAUAUACAUAACAAAGGAGAGCACAACGAUCUGACAUUGUAAUUUAUGAUCAUAAUAUUAUUUUAUUUAUAUAAUACCAGUUUUAAAUUAACAUUGAAUUGGAACUAGUCAAAUUAAAGCCAAGUUUAAAAUAAAUAUUGGUCAACCUGGGUCCAAUCCAUGGGACAAGUACAAGUGAUGAAUAAUAAUACUGGACAAACAGCUGUGAAGUAUUAAUAUAUGAAAUGUAAACUUAAAUUUAGCUUUUAUGUUUUUUUUAUUAGAGGUAAAAUUGCUUUUAAGUAUUUGUAAAAAAAAACUUCUCUAAUACAUGAUCGUGUUUUGAAAGUUA
Messenger RNA from Myzus persicae (green peach aphid), 2253 nucleotides. Its product is annotated as suppressor of tumorigenicity 7 protein homolog. The transcript has 12 exons. The record is from RefSeq and is a predicted model, not a curated record. The coding region runs from base 253 to 1848 and encodes 531 amino acids. Lineage: Eukaryota; Metazoa; Arthropoda; Insecta; Hemiptera; Aphididae.